Caenorhabditis angaria is the source of this 4369-nucleotide messenger RNA. The record is from the annotation of a GenBank genome assembly. NCBI's taxonomy places the organism in Eukaryota, Metazoa, Nematoda, Chromadorea, Rhabditida, Rhabditidae.
AUGAUCAAGCUCAGAGCUCAUGAAAUGUAUCCAGUGAGUUUUUUGGGGCUGAAAAUUUGAAUUUUUCAAAAUUUUGGUGCCAAAUUUUUGAAAUUCCUGAAAAAUCUGACCUUGAAAUUCCACGUGGCAAAGUUUGGUCUCAAAAAAAAACUGAAGAAUUUCCAAUUUCAAAAUUUUGGCUCCAAAUGAAAAGUUUGAAAAAAAUCCACGUGGAAAAGCUAAAAAUCAAAAAUGUUGAUAUUUUCCGGUGCACAACAUCUUUUUCGAUCUGAAAAAAAAUUUUCAGAUCGAAAAUUUUUGAAUUUGAAAAUUUUUACGCAAACUUUUGAAAUCCACGUGGCAGAAAAUUUUGUGAAAAUUCAAAAAAUUCUGAUAUUUUCCAAUUCAAAACGUCUUUUUCGAUGUGAUUCAAAAUUUUGGCGCGAAAAUUUUUUGAAUUCAAAAAUUUUUCUUUCAAAAAUUUUGUAAAAAUUCUAAUUUCCAACACCUCAGGUAAAUAUAGAUGUUGUCGAAGCGAUCAAAACAUCAAAUCACGAAGAUCUAAUGGGAUCCUUCAUCCGCGGUCAAUCAUUUUCCUAUAAAGAUCCUGCAGGAGGAAAUAAUCUGCUUCAUAUCGCAGCUGAGAACAAUAAUCAAUUAGCAACAAGAGCCAUUUGCGUGUUCGGAGCAACGUUGGAAUUGUGGAAACAAAAAAAUCACGCGGGAAAAUUGCCAGUUGAAUUGACAGAAGAUUCGAAUAUCAAAGCUGAUUUGAUGUCGAUUUCGACAUCUCGAAGUGUCACAAAUCAUCAUACACAUCAGAAUAAGCUUUUAAUUGAGAAGCGACUCAAGGAGCCAAGUUCGUCGCAUAAAGUUGUGCUAAGUCUCGACGGCGGUGGUUUGCGGAUUGUGUUGCAGAGUGCGAUUCUGAUUGAGAUUGAGAGGCAGCUCGGCGAGCCGCUCAGACAACAUGUUCAUUGGAUUGGUGGCACGAGUUGUGGGGGAUUGAUGGCUGGAACAAUGGCGGUGGGAAUUGAUUUGUGUGAUGCGAGGAAGGCGUUUAUUUUGACACGCAAGCGGAUCUUUUGCGGCAAUUCGAAUAUGGUGCCGAAACAUCGGGCGACUGGGAUUGAGAGUGUUUUGCAAGAGGUUAUGGGGCAGAAGACGUUGUUGGCGGAUUUAAAGGCGCAUAAGUGAGGUUUUCUGGAUUUUUGGCGGGAAAAUUUGCAUUUUUGGCGGCGAAAAAAGAAAAAAAGCGGAAAUUACAACACUCCGUUGACGCUGCGCGUGAUUUAGUGAUUUCGAAAAUAUUUCAUUUGAAAAGGGGUUUUUGAUUUUAUAAUUCAAGUUUUCGCUUCAAAAAAUGCAAAAUUUGCUCAAAUUUCACUUCAAAAUAUGUAAAAUAAUCCAAAAAUUCGCAUUUCACAUCAAACCCUACGCAAAAAUGCACAGAUUAACGAAAAUUCUGUGCAUUUUUGCGGCAAGUUCAGUGCUUCUACUGGAUUUCACGAAAAAAUGAAAAAAAAAGCGGAAAUUACAACACUCCGUUGACGCUGCGCGUGGUUUAGUGGCGUCUUUUUUGAAUUUGGAGAAUAUUUGAUUUGAAAAGGGGUUUUGAUUUUAGAUAUAAUUUAAGUUUUCGCUUCAAAAACUUCGAAAUUCAAGUUUUCCCGCCUAAAAUUUGAUGAAAACAAUCAAAAAUUCGCAUUCAAUACCAAAAUCUACGCAAAAAUGCACAGAUUCAUGAAAAAUCUGCAUUUUCCCGACGAUUUUGGUGUUUCCCUGAGGAUUUAACGAAAAAAAGCGAAAAUUACAACACUCCGUUGACGCUGCGCGUGAUUUAGUGGAGUCUUUUUUGAAUUUGGAAAAGUUUUUGAAAUGUUCUAUUUCGCGCCGAAAAUUGCAAGAUUUUAAAAUUGAAAAUUCGCCCCAGAAAUUUGAAUUUUUGAAAUUCUGGAUUUUUGGAGCGAAUAUUCGAAAUUUUAAAAUUUAAGUUUUCGCUCCAAAAAUCGCAUUUUACACCAAAACCUACGCAAAAAUGCACAGAUUUUCCGAAAAUCUAUAUUUUUGCGGCGAAAAAACAACACUCCGUUGACGUUGCGCGUUGUUUAGCGACCAAAAAUAUGUUUUUUUUUGCAGAAUCGUGAUAACAACAUCAAAAUGCGAUUAUGCACCAAUUCAACUUGUGCUCCUCCGAUCCUAUGCUCCACGACUUCAACCAAAAGAGUUUGAGCAACUCGGAUUCUUGAAUCCGGCCAAAGUUUUGCUCUGGAAAGCUAUGAGAUCUACAUCGUGGGUUAUUCGUCUGAUUUUUCCCGCCAAAACUGAAAUUAUCGAUUUUUCUAGAGCAGCUCCCGUGUAUUUCCCAUCAUUUCAUGGUUUGGUUGAUGGCGCUUUGUUUUGCAACAAUCCAUGUAUUCAACUGCUCACCGAGUUCCAGAAACUCAAAAAAAUUGAGAAUUAUCGAGGUGUCAAAAACACGGAUGAGAUUGGAUGUGUGAUUUCGGUUGGCACUGGAAUUGAGCCAAGUGUUGCUCUCAAAGGUGAAAAAAUCAAUAAUUGAUUGUUUUCUUUUGUCAGACGCGUGCGGCUGUGCGUCGCGGUCGGGAAAACAAAUGAAAUUAUUGUUUCCCGACCGCGACGCACAGCCGCACGCGUCUGACAAAGAAAAAACAAUGAUUGCAUUUGUUUCCCGACCGCGACGCAUAGCCGCACGCGACCAACGAACUAAUGAUGUUUUUUUCAAAUAUUUUUUACAGCAGCCUUGCUAAAACCUUGAAACACCGUGUAAAAUGGCUUGAGAAAAUGCAAAUUUUCUAAUUUUUUAUUCAAUAGCCAUUUUUGUCGCGUGCGGCUGUGCGUCGCGGUCGGCAAACAAUGAAUUCAUGCCGACCGCAACGCACAGCCGCACGCGACGAAAAAAGUGAUUUUUUUCAAUUGAUAAUGGGUAUUUUCUCAAGCCAUUUUACACGGUGUUUCACUGUUUUAACAAACUUUGUGGCUGUUGUAAAAAAUAUUUUUGAAAAACAUUAUUUCGUCAGUUGCGUGCGGCUGUGCGUCGCGGUCGGUAAACAAUCAAUAAUCCAUGUUUUUCCCCGACCGCGACGCACAGCUGCACGCGACUUACUUCGCCAGUCGCGUGCGGCUGUGCGUCGCGGUCGGGAACCAAAUGCAAUUAUUGAUUUUUUUCCCCGACCGCGACGCACAGUCGCACGCGCAACCAACGAACUAAUGUUUUUCUCCAAAUUUUUAAAGGAAUCGAACUGAACGUGGCGAAUGCGUUGGAUAUUGGCGGAAAUUUUCGCGAAAUCAUUGCGACCGGCAAGAAUUUCUUCAAUUUAUUCAUGUAUCAAUGCACAACUUCGCACAAUGUUCACGUUGGAGAAUCGCAAGAAUGGGCACAUUCAAUGAAUGCACCGUUUUUUCGAUUUUCGCCCAAAUUAUCGUCGAGUUUUGAGUUGGAUAAUUGCUCGGUGGAGAAUUUGAUUAAUUCGAUGUUUGAGAAUGAGGUUGGCGGGUUUUUGGGCGGGAAAAUUGUAUAAAAAAUUUGAAAAAUCGGAUUUCCCGCGAAAAAUAUUCAAAAAAUUCAAAAAUUUUACACCGAAAUCCACGCAAAAAUGCACAAAUUGUGCAUUUUUGCGGCAAGAAAAAAACUAGAUUAAAGGAACAUACCGUAUCGGUUGAGAUGAGCCACAAAAACUACGAUGCUCCGCGUUUACGCCAUCAAUUUGAUCAGAAUUGCAGGUGUAAACGCGAAGCUUUGUAGUUUUUUUUUGUUGAAAAUUGUUAAGAAUUUUCAAAAAAUUGGUAGAUAGUGCUGCUGACGCGGAAGCUUGCGGUUUACACUCGAAAAACUACGAUGCUCCGCGUUUACGCCAUCGAAAAUGAUGGAUUUUCAUCAGAAUUGCAGGUGUAAACGCAGAGUAUCGUAGUUUUUUUUGAAAAUUGUGAAGAAAUUUCAAAAAAUUGGUAGACAGUGCCGCUGACGCGGAAGCUUGCGGUUUACACUCGAAAAACUACGAUGCUCCGCGUUUACACCAUCGAAAAUGAUGGAUUUUCAUCAGAAUUGCAGGUGUAAACGCGGAGUAUCGUAGUUUUUUCUUGAAAAUUUGAUUCAAUCUACGCAAAAAUGCACAUAUUUACAAAAUUUGUGCAAAAAAAAAUCAUUUUUUUCUGAAUUCAUAUUAAAGGAACAUACCGUAUAACCUGCGCAUCUAACUCUCGAGUUAGAUACGCAGGUGGUAUACGGUAUGUUCCUUUCAUCUGCCAUUCCUAGGUUUAUAUUCGUACUCAAAUUCAAUCGGAAAUCGCUGAAGUUGUGAAACUUUUGAAAUCGAUGCCCAAAAACCAGGUGCCAUGUGAAUAUAAAUCAAUUGUGAAAUUCAAAUAA